Molecule: messenger RNA, 2008 nt
Organism: Drosophila miranda
Lineage: Eukaryota; Metazoa; Arthropoda; Insecta; Diptera; Drosophilidae
Gene: Traf-like
Product: TNF receptor-associated factor 3
Exons: 6
Coding region: 99-1541 (480 amino acids)
Biological process (GO): protein K63-linked ubiquitination; regulation of canonical NF-kappaB signal transduction; positive regulation of JNK cascade
Cellular component (GO): cytoplasmic side of plasma membrane; plasma membrane signaling receptor complex
Molecular function (GO): tumor necrosis factor receptor binding; ubiquitin protein ligase binding
Source: RefSeq, a predicted model, not a curated record
AGUUUAGUUUAGGGCGGUUCUCGUAACGCCAGUGCGUUAAUGGAUCGUUGUAUAUUAUAAUAAAGAAAAUACUUAUUUUUCCACACACCACACAUACUAUGUCGCUGAACAAGGCAUUGUCGAGGGAAGACCUAUCGGACAGUCAGACACAGAAUCAGAUUCAGAGCCAGAAUCCGAAUCAGCCCAAAUCCACGACGAUCGUCAAGUAUGAAAAGUCCUCGUGUCUGUUCUGUAAUGAAUGGUUCGACGCCCAGACAUUCACAGAACAUCUGAUACACUGCGGCCAGGUGCUAGAGGAGUGCCCGAACAGCUGUCAAGUGUUCAUACCGCGCAUUCGCAUGCGCUCCCACCUGAAGGAGUGUCCCCGAUCCAAGAAUCUGAACAAUCAGCGGCUGAGCGUCAGCAUGGAUAGGCUGGAUCAGCAGCCCGAUCAUCGGCUGCAGGUCCUCGAGCAGGACAUCAGCACCAUACGCUCGGUGCUCAACGAGGAGAUACGCCAGCGAUUGCAUCUGAUCACCGAUGUGGGCAACAUACGCAAGCAGAACCAGGUGGUCGAGGACUGGACCCGAGGCACGGACGAGACCCUUGGGGGUCUGCGCCGCCAGCUGGAGGAGGACGCCUCUCAGCGGGCCUAUGCAGAGGAGCAGAAUCAAAUAGACUUUCAAUACUGUUGCAAUAUCACUCAGUCCUUGAAGGAACAAGUCGAGAUCAAAUUGGAUGAGGCGCAGAAGCUGGUGAACCAGCUGUCGAUCGAUGUGACCUUCCACCAGAACCAGCUGAACGACAACAUCCUCAAGCUCGAAGAACUGAUCUUUGAGAACGAAAGACUGAAUCGGGAUAAGUUCUUUCGGAUUGAGGAGUUCCUGCAGCAAAUCAAUGAGGAUAUUAAAACCAAACUGGGUAACAGCGACUAUGCCACCAAUAAGCAGGCGACCCUCGACUAUGAGGUAAAGAAUGUCAAAAAUAUUGUGUGCGAGACGGAAGAGCGCUGCGAUAAGCUGCAGAAUGUGGUGCAGGAUCUGGAUCGGUCCCUCCACCAGACCAUGCAGAACCUGUCCGAUCUGGAGAACCAAAUGGCCAUGCAACAGCGCAUCGCCAGUGUUCAGAAUAUAAGGGGUCAUCUGAUCUUUCGCAUCAAGGAUUACUCCAAGAAGCUGGACGAGGCCAAGCAGUACGACACCAUACUGCAUUCCGCCAUGUUCUCCAAUAAGGCAUUUGGCUAUGCUCUAAGGCUGGAUAUCUACUUGAACGGCAAGGGCACUUGGAAGGGUCGCAAUAUGAUUGCCUGCCUGAAUGUGCUAUCCGGAGAAUACGAUCCAUUGCUGGCCUGGCCCUGUCGCCUGCAAGCCGAGGUCGUGAUCCGUGAUCAGUGCUCGAAUCUGGUGGAGGCCCAGGACUACGUGAAGACGAUUUUUGUGCGCAAGAAGAGCGACGACUUCAUCCAGAGCAACCAGUACUUUCACAUACCCCACAAGGUCAUCACCAGUCGGAACUAUUUGCGCAACGAUUCCAUGUUCAUCGAAGUUCGGGUCAUGAAGUAAAAGGUAUUCCAUUUCGUUGUGUUACUCGAAAAAUCGUUAUCUUUUUUUGGCGGCUUUUCGCAAAUCGAUGAAGAGGGCUUUUGCCAAUCAAAAGAAGGCAUGUCACGGGCAAAUUGGACCACAUAUAGCAAAGAAAACAUUCCAAGUUUGAUUGCGCUUUAUUUCUUUUUGUUUUCAUUUGGAGAUCUGCUACAUGGCGUGUAGUUGUAGUGUAGACUAAAUGAGCGACACCUAUUGGUCAAUUAUGUUGUGCCUGUGCCACAGUGCAAUCUUACAUGUAUUCUAGACAUAGAAAUGUAGAAUCAUUUUUUUUAAAUGGAACUCUAGAAAUUUAAGAAAAUUCGCCAAAUGUGUUGAUUUAAUGUGUUAUUUUUUCAUUUUUUCGGUUGCCAAAACAAAUUGAAUACCAUUCUGGAAUCGGUGACCAUACUGGGGAUGGCUGGGGUUUGAAAAUAUACUAUCAAAAA